Messenger RNA from Mytilus californianus (California mussel), 1447 nucleotides. Its product is annotated as F-box/LRR-repeat protein 21-like. Bases 1 to 1062 code for a protein of 353 amino acids. Gene Ontology annotation, molecular function: protein binding. The transcript has a single exon. Gene Ontology annotation, cellular component: SCF ubiquitin ligase complex. Gene Ontology annotation, biological process: SCF-dependent proteasomal ubiquitin-dependent protein catabolic process; positive regulation of protein ubiquitination. NCBI's taxonomy places the organism in Eukaryota, Metazoa, Mollusca, Bivalvia, Mytilida, Mytilidae. The record is from RefSeq and is a predicted model, not a curated record.
AUGGAAGAGAAUAAGUGCCAGCAAAGACUAUUUCGAACAGAUCUGCCUAUAGAAUUAAUUAUCCAUAUAUUGCAAUUUUUACCAUUAUCUUCAAAAUACAGAGCAUCUAUGGUUUGUCAUAGUAUGUAUAAUGUAUUUUAUGAUCCAGAACUUUGGCGUCAGUACGAACUGUUCAUAGAAGGCGAUAAAGAUACACCCAUGUAUAGUGACUAUAUGAUCAUGAAAGCAAAAAAGGCAAAGAUACUUAUAUCAAAGUUUGGUAAAUAUUUUAAGAUUUUAAUAAUAAAUCUUCAUGGCCAUCUUAAAGGCAUGCGUAAAGAUUGGCAUCCAGUAUUAUUAAAGCUCAGUAAUCAAUGCUCACUUGAAAAGCUGAUUUUGAAAGUUGGCACAUUUUCGCCGGGAUGUGAAAGUUUGCGUAAAAUAAUACCAAGACCACCUAAAGAAGAUAUGAUUGCAUUAUUAUCCCUUAUUAGAAAUGCUGAGAGAAUAAAGCAGCUGGAUAUACAAUGUUGGCCAUUCCUUCCAGAUUAUCCUGAGGACCAAGACAUUAUAAAAGUUAUAGUCAGAAACCCAACAUUUCAUCGAUUAGAGCAUCUUAGUAUCCUCUGGCCCGAAUCCAGGCAGAUGUUAUCAGUUUACCAACCGACUCUGCCAAACAAAAGAAUGGUUUUACAAUUAGUAAGCCACUUGAAGAACUUAAAAAGCUUAGGACUUAGAUCGACAAUGUUGUCUAAUGAUCUUUUGAAAGAGUUUGCACACUGCGAGCGAGUUGACAAGAUACAGUUAAUGAAAAUAUACGUUACACAUGGCAAAAGUAAUCCACAAUUCCACAUUCCAUUUAUCGAUCCGUCGUCAAGGAAACGCCUAACUGAUAUCAAUCCGAAUUUCUCUGUGAAUUGCUGGGUAAUACCCAGAGUACAAGUAGCUGUCUUAAGUAACAUGUUGACAUUUGACUGUCCACUUUCAAGAGUUGUCUUUCUUGAAUGGUCCAGAGUAAAUGAUCUAAUUCUUGAAUCAAUCACCACCAAGUACAGUAAAACCUUGAAAAGGUUUGAACUGUAAUGCGGAUUGAAAAACUAUGACAGCUCCUUGAUAAGGAUGGUAGAAGAAUGCAAAUCACUGAAACAUCUAGUUAUAAAAUCAUGUACAUGGUAUUGUUUACACUACAGAACAGUCAUAGAAUUAGCCUUAUCACGAGGAAGUGGAUGGAAAACAUUUCAAAUUGACGAGAAAAAUAUUUCGCUUGUUGACCUGAUCGAUCAUGCGGAAAAUGAAGAAAUGGUGGCUCAUAUAGAAAACAAUUUAGAAAGAAUUGCAAUAGAUCCAGAAAAUGAUGAUAGGGAGAUGAAACGAAUGGAACUGAAAGAGUCUUUAGCAGCCAUACUAGGUUCAGAGUUUGUUGACAGACGCAAAGCAUUAAUUAUCUACAGAAAUAAAGACGGAGUGC